This is a messenger RNA of Leptonychotes weddellii (Weddell seal), 3420 nucleotides long. Lineage: Eukaryota; Metazoa; Chordata; Mammalia; Carnivora; Phocidae. The record is from RefSeq and is a predicted model, not a curated record.
GAACCGUGUCCACACUCUGCACACUCCAGGGAGCGUCAUUCAUAUAGAACACAAUGUGAACUGCUGCCUGGAGGAGGAAUGCCCGCUCCUGAGCAGGCCUCAUUGGUGGAGGAGGGGCAACCACAGACCCGCUGGGAAGCUGCCUCCACUGGCCCAGGCAUGGAACCCGAGACCACAGCCACCACUAUUCUAGCUUCCGUGAAGGAGCAGGAGCUUCAGUUUCAACGACUCACCCGAGAACUGGAAGUGGAAAGGCAGAUUGUUGCCAGUCAGCUAGAGAGAUGUAGGCUUGGAGCAGAAUCCCCAAGUAUCGCCAGCACCAGCUCAACUGAGAAGUCAUUUCCUUGGAGAUCAACAGAUGUGCCAAAUACUGGUGUAAACAAACCUAGAGUUUCUGACGCUGUCCACCCCAACAACUAUCUCAUCAGGACAGAGCCAGAACAGGGGACUCUCUAUUCACCAGAACAGACAUCUCUCCAUGAAAGUGAGGGAUCAUUGGGUAACUCAAGAAGUUCAACACAAAUGAAUUCUUAUUCUGACAGUGGAUACCAGGAAGCAGGGAGUUUCCACAACAGCCAGAAUUUGACUAAAGCAGAAAAUAGACCGCAGCAUUCAUUCAUAGGAUCAACCAAUAACCAUUUGGUGAGGAAUUCAAGAGCUGAAGGACAAACACUGGUUCAGCCGUCAGUAGCCAAUCGGGCCAUGAGAAGAGUUAGUUCAGUUCCAUCUAGAGCACAGUCUCCUUCUUAUGUUAUCAGCACAGGCGUGUCUCCUUCAAGGGGGUCACUGAGAACUUCUCUGGGUAGUGGAUUUGGCUCUCCGUCAGUGACCGACUCCCGACCACUGAACCCCAGUGCAUAUUCCUCCACCACAUUACCUGCUCAGCGGGCAGCCUCUCCGUACUCCGCACAGAGACCCGCCUCCCCAACAGCUGUACGACGGAUUGGGUCAGUCACCUCCCGGCAGACCUCCAAUCCCAACGGACCAACCCCUCAGUACCAAACUACCGCCAGAGUAGGGUCCCCACUGACACUGAUGGAUGCACAGACUCGAGUAGCUUCCCCGUCCCAAGGCCAGAUGGGGUCGUCGUCCCCCAAACGCUCAGGGAUGACCGCCGUACCACAACAUCUGGGACCUUCACUGCAAAGGACUGUUCACGACAUGGAACAAUUUGGACAGCAGCAGUAUGAAAUUUACGAAAGAAUGGUUCCACCUCGGCCAGACAGCCUCACAGGCUUACGGAGUUCCUAUGCUAGCCAGCACAGCCAGCUUGGGCAAGACAUUCGUUCAGCUGUGUCUCCUGACUUGCACAUCACUCCUAUAUAUGAGGGGAGGACCUAUUACAGCCCAGUGUACCGCAGCCCAAACCACGGCACCGUGGAGCUCCAAGGGUCACAGACGGCACUGUACCGCACAGGCUCAGGUGUUGGAAAUCUGCAAAGGACAUCCAGCCAACGAAGCACCCUUACAUACCAAAGAAAUAAUUAUGCUUUGAACACAACAGCUACCUACGCGGAGCCCUACAGGCCAAUACAAUACCGAGUGCAAGAGUGCAAUUAUAACAGGCUUCAGCACGCAGCGCCAGCUGAUGAUGGCACCACGAGAUCCCCGUCAAUAGACAGCAUUCAGAAAGACCCCAGGGAGUUUGCCUGGCGCGACCCUGAGUUGCCUGAAGUCAUCCACAUGCUGCAGCACCAGUUCCCAUCGGUCCAGGCGAACGCGGCCGCCUACCUGCAGCACCUGUGCUUCGGCGACAACAAAGUGAAAAUGGAGGUGUGUAGAUUAGGGGGAAUCAAGCAUCUGGUUGACCUUUUGGACCACAGAGUUUUGGAAGUUCAGAAGAAUGCUUGUGGUGCCCUCCGAAACCUUGUUUUUGGCAAGUCUACAGAUGAAAAUAAAAUAGCAAUGAAGAAUGUUGGUGGGAUACCUGCCUUGUUGCGACUGUUGAGAAAAUCUGUUGAUGCAGAAGUACGGGAGCUUGUUACAGAUCUUCGCUGUCUCCCUAGAUCAUCUCUGAAAGUGGUGAAGGCAGCAGCCCAGGUCUUGAAUACAUUAUGGCAAUAUCGGGACCUCCGGAGCAUUUAUAAAAAGGAUGGGUGGAAUCAGAACCAUUUUAUUACACCUGUGUCGACGUUAGAGCGAGACCGAUUCAAAUCACAUCCUUCCUUGUCUACCACCAACCAACAGAUGUCACCCAUCAUUCAGUCAGUCGGCAGCACCUCCUCCUCACCAGCACUGUUAGGAAUCAGAGACCCUCGCUCUGAAUACGAUAGGACCCAGCCACCUAUGCAGUAUUACAAUAGCCAAGGGGAUGCCACACAUAAAGGCCUGUACCCUGGCUCCAGCAAACCUUCACCAAUUUACAUCAGUUCCUAUUCCUCACCAGCAAGAGAACAAAAUAGACGGCUACAGCAUCAACAGCUGUAUUAUAGUCAAGAUGACUCCAACAGAAAGAACUUUGAUGCAUACAGAUUAUAUUUACAGUCUCCUCAUAGCUAUGAAGAUCCUUAUUUUGAUGACCGAGUUCACUUUCCAGCUUCUACUGAUUAUUCAACACAGUAUGGACUGAAAUCGACCACAAAUUAUGUAGACUUUUAUUCCACAAAACGACCUUCUUACAGAGCAGAACAGUACCCAGGGUCCCCGGACUCGUGGGUGUAGCAUCAAGAUGCUCCGUAGAGGAACUCUUCUUUCUAACCUUGUUUGGGUUGAGAUGAAAAAUCCAUCUUGCUGAUUUGCUGAUGAAAUGUGAAAGUGAAAUGAAAGGACCGAGUGAAGAGCAUAUUUUUUCUCUUUUGAGGAAUUAUCAGGGAAGUAAGGAAACCUUUGGGAGAGAGGACUUUCUAAGCUCUAUUUAGGUGUUAGAUCUAAUUACUUGUAGAUUCUAUAGUCUGGUGAAGGUGUGGGCGAUGUGAUGAGAGGUUUGAGACAUGGGUGAAAUGAGAUGAGGGAUGUGUAGGUCAAAUCAAAUUAAAGAUGAUUUUUUUAAUGUGAAUAAAGUUAUGUUCUGAUAGUUUGUACAGAAAAAAAAUAAUAAAAUGGAUGCCCUUCAUGUUUUAUUGCUAUUACUAAAUGUCAAGAUUGUAUGCUAUUAUGUCUUGUAAAUUUCUUUUGUUGGUGUAAAUAUGGAAAUGCCACAUUGGUUAAGUGCCAUCAUUUGUAAUGCAGUGUGUCAUUUGAAAAGAGAUUUGAAGAAAACUGACAGCUUAAAAAACAAAUGGGAAACCCAAGGAACUGUUAGCAAUUAAAAACAAACUAUAACAUCCUUUGUUUUCAAAAUGAAUAGUGUACCUUUGAAGCACAAAGUCCAGUCUGGUAUAGAAACGCCAUGCCCAUUCCCUGCCUCUUUCAUAGGACACUUCACUGCCAUUUUCUAUGCACAUGAAAGAAAAAUAAAUGUGGAAAUUUCAUCCUUGGAAA